GUUUCACACCCCUUGUUCUCCCUGCUGUACUAUGUUUAGUCCCCAAUUUUCAUGGGGUUUAGAUGUAAGCUACAUCGCCAUAAAUCCGGAGCACGAAGGGCGCGGCGCGGCAUCUAGGCUGGUGAAGUGGGGUUUUGAACAGGCCAAGAAGGACGGCACGUUGGUUGCACUUGAGAUCACUAACAAGGGAGGGAUAGCCAUUGUACGAGAGGUUGGGGUUUGAAGCGGAAAGAUCAAUCACAAUGGAGCUUCA
Messenger RNA from Aspergillus pseudotamarii, 253 nucleotides. RefSeq lists its product as uncharacterized. The coding region runs from base 32 to 223 and encodes 63 amino acids. NCBI's taxonomy places the organism in Eukaryota, Fungi, Ascomycota, Eurotiomycetes, Eurotiales, Aspergillaceae. The transcript has a single exon. The record is from RefSeq and is a predicted model, not a curated record. Gene Ontology annotation, molecular function: acyltransferase activity, transferring groups other than amino-acyl groups.